Messenger RNA from Heterocephalus glaber (naked mole-rat), 936 nucleotides. RefSeq names its product olfactory receptor 4K1. Gene Ontology annotation, biological process: G protein-coupled receptor signaling pathway. The record is from RefSeq and is a predicted model, not a curated record. Gene Ontology annotation, cellular component: membrane. NCBI's taxonomy places the organism in Eukaryota, Metazoa, Chordata, Mammalia, Rodentia, Bathyergidae. Gene Ontology annotation, molecular function: G protein-coupled receptor activity; olfactory receptor activity.
AUGUCUCACACUAAUGAAUCAAUGGUGUCUGAGUUUGUGCUUUUGGGACUCUCUAAUUCUCAGGAACUUCAGCUUUUCUUUUUUGCCAUCUUCUCUAUAGUUUAUGUGACAUCAAUAUUGGGAAAUGUCAUGAUUAUUGUCAUAAUUUUCUGUGACUCCCAUUUGAACUCUCCUAUGUACUUCCUGCUCAGUAACCUUUCUUUCAUUGAUAUUUGCCAGUCUAACUUUGCUACUCCCAAGAUGCUUGUGGACUUUUUUGUAGAACACAAGACUAUCUCCUUUGGGGGCUGCAUGACCCAAAUAUUCCUUCUUCAUAGUUUUGUUGGGAGUGAGAUGAUGCUACUUGUAGCUAUGGCAUAUGACAGAUUUAUAGCUAUAUGUAAGCCCCUGCACUAUAGCACAAUCAUGAACCGGAGGCUUUGUAUAAUUUUUGUGUCUAUUUCCUGGGCAGUGGGUAUUCUUCACUCUGUGAGCCACUUGGCUUUUACAGUGAAUCUGCCAUUUUGUGGUCCCAACGAGGUAGAUAGCUUCUUCUGUGACCUUCCCCUAGUGAUAAAGUUAGCUUGUAUGGAUACAUAUGGGAUGGAAAUUAUAACUCUAACUAACAGUGGCCUGAUAUCAUUGAGCUGUUUCCUGGCUUUACUUAUUUCCUAUACUGUCAUUUUGAUCACAGUUCAACACCAGUCCUCCAGGGGGUCAUCUAAGGCACUUUCUACAUUAACUGCCCAUAUCACGGUGGUCAUUCUUUUCUUUGGGCCUUGUAUUUAUUUCUAUAUAUGGCCUUUUAGCAGGUUUUCUGUGGAUAAGUUCCUUUCUGUCUUCUACACUGUUUGUACACCCUUGUUGAAUCCCAUUAUCUACUCUUUGAGGAAUGAAGAUGUUAAAUCAGCCAUGUGGAACUUGCAAAACCAUCAUAUAAACUCCUGGAAAGAGUAA